Molecule: messenger RNA, 2889 nt
Organism: Caenorhabditis bovis
Lineage: Eukaryota; Metazoa; Nematoda; Chromadorea; Rhabditida; Rhabditidae
Source: the annotation of a GenBank genome assembly
AUGGACUCAACACUGCUAUCCACCAUGGUUUUGCCUUUUGGCAUUCAAAAUUUGCUUCAAAAAUGCGAUAAUCUCGGAAUCAAGAAGGUGAAGAUUCUUCGUCGCAUCAUCGAUUUGCCGCCGGCUUCAGAAGACUGCCUUAUUGGAGAAUUGAAGCAGUUGCACUCGACGAUUCUGGAUGCUUUGAAAGAAUCCGACCUUUGUUUUAUGAAUGUUGGAAAUGAGAAGACGAUGGCUGCGGUGAUUCAUUCAAAACUUCCGAAUUGGGUGAUUGAGAAAAUUUACGAGGAUCAGAAGAUGAGAGAUGCGAUUCUGAAUCCGAUGGAUGUUUUGAACAAACUUCGCGAUAUUAUUGAGGUCGCUAAUAUUGUGGUUGCUGUUUCGGGAAGCUCUGGACGAGAGGAGCCGGUGGACGAGGAAGAUGAAAGUGAUGUGUCGGACGACGUUUCCUCUUCGGCAUCCGAUUGCUCUCACUGUAAAGCAAGGCGCAGCAAGAGACGUGCCCUCAAGACAUGCUGCCAAUGCUUUCAUGCUGGACGUCGAGUGCAGAUUCGCAAGGUUCGAUGCUCGUCAUACCGCAAGAGACAUCGUCAGGGAGACGUGUACUAUAUCAACAUGAUCACGAACACCGUUCUGCACAAAUUCCGCGCUUCCCGAAUAAUCAAAUGUUUGCAGUUUUCGCCGGAUGCAACACAACUCGCGAUUUGUCGAGACAACGAUCUUCAGAUUCACAAGCUCGGCGUUUCUGGAAAUCAGACAUUUUACCCGUUUUCAUUAUCGCGGACGUAUAAAUUAAGUUCGGACACCCUGAAUAGUUUGGAUUGGUCGUUUGACUCAAAUUUGCUUGUCGCUGGUGGCGAGGAUAAGGUGAUACGUGUGGUUGGCUCGCGGGACUUCCGAAAUUUGUAUAUUCACCCGUUGGCUUCUCAUAAAGGAGAAAUUGUCCAUUGUCAGUUCAUGCAGAAAUCCUAUGAUAUGAUCUCUGUUUGUAAACGAGGUAUUGCGAAUGUUUGGACGUGCUCAAUUCAGCCGGGAGAAUUGCAAGAAGGCGCUUGGAAGAAGGAUGACGACGAGAAAAUGGAGACAGAAGAUGUCGAGAAACUAUUCUUUGAUAAGACGAAAAAAUAUUCGUUGUGCGAAUCUUCUGGAGGCGAUCGUUCGAUUAGCGUCACCGCUGCGAAAUACCACGCAGCUUCCAAAAUUCUGGUAACCGCAUUUGAGAACGGCGUUUUUGUGCUUCACGAGAUCCCGUCAUUUUCGCUUAUUCAUAAUUUGAGAGUGUCGGACAUGAAAAUUCGCGCGCUUUCCUUAAACCUGACCGGUGAUUGGAUUGCGAUUGGAUGCGGUAAAGGUUCGGCGGCGCAGUUGGUGGUAUGGGAAUGGCAAUCGGAAACUUAUGUGAUGAAGCAGCAAGCACAUUCGCUGAGAAUUACGACUUGCGAGUAUUCUCCUGAUGGAUCACUGAUUGGGACGGGAGCUGAAGAUGGAAAAGUGAAAAUUUGGAAUGGGCGCUCGUCGUUCUGCACGGUUACUUUUGAUGAGCACACGUCGGCGGUUACUGGAGUGAAAUGGACGCAAAGUGGAAAAGCGAUUUUGAGUGCUUCGCUUGAUGGAACUGUUCGAGCGCAUGACUUGAAGCGAUAUCGGAAUUUCCGAACAAUGGUAUGCCCGGAACCUACCCAAUUGGGAUGCCUUGCGGUGGACCGAGCUGGUGAUAUUGUUGCGGCUGGAGCUAAAGAAGUCUUUAAUAUCUUUUUAUGGUCGCUGGAAUCUGGACAUUUGCUUGAUAUCCUUUCUGGACACGAAUCUGCAAUUGCCGCUAUAGAUAUCUCCGGAAAUCAAAUUGUUAGUGCUUCGUGGGAUCGAACAUUCAAAAUUUGGAAUAUUGUCGAUUCUCAAGCGGAGACAACGGAAUUGUCUCAUGAAGCGGUUGAUGUGCGAUUCUCGCCGGCUGGCGACGUUGUUGCUGUGCUCACAUCGGAUUCUGUAAUUUCGCUGUAUGAGGCUAAAGAGAUGACAUUCCUUGGCUCAAUUGAAGCUCAUUUGGAUUUGGAUCCUGCUCGAGGUCAUCAUGAUACCAUCACAAAGGAAAAUGCGGCAAAGAGCAAAUCGUUUACUUGCUUCCGAUUCUCGCCUGAUGGAAAUUUGAUAUUAGUUGGAGGCGAAUCGAACAAGUUCUGCCUCUAUUCGGUGCCGGAUCGAAUUAUUUUGAAGAAAUUCCAAAUUACUGAGAAUCGCAGUCUUGACGGUGUUGUGAUGGAUGUGAAUCGGCGAAAUUUUACCGAAUUUGGAAAUAUUCAACUCAUCGACACUUCAGAUGAUGAAGAUGAGGAUUCAAAUAAGAAGGCGAUCAAAUUGCCGGGAACCAAACAUUUCGAUCUUGGUGAACGACGAUCGAAACCGGAGGUUUCCGUAUUUGCCGUUGCUUAUUGCCCGACGGGACGCCGGUUUGCGGUGUGCUCUUCGGAGGGCGUUUCGAUUUAUUCACUGGAUAUUGUAUCAAUCUUCGAUCCGUUUCAAUUGGAUACACAAACUAGUCCGGAAAUUGUUAGAAAAGCUCUUUCUAUGAAUGAUUAUACGACGGCUCUUAUGGCUUCUCUUCGGCUGGGAGAUUCCAAUUUUAUUGCGGAUAGUUUGGAAAUGACGAGUGUUACUCAAAUUCCUCUUGUUGUUCAAUCACUUCCUUUGAUUUACGUUGAGCGACUAUUGAAGUGGAUGUCUGAAGGGAAUGUGGUCUCGUCGACGAAACAUGUUCAUUUCUAUGUGCUUUGGCUUCGUGAAAUUUUGCUUUAUCAUGGAAUGAAGUUGAAGGGAAGAACGGAUGUCGCGAUUUUGACCGGAGUUCAGCAGAUUCUCGCGCAUCAUACGCAGCUUAUUUCGGCGAUGUGA